AUGAUUGCCAAAUCUCGGGAAGAAAGAGAGCAUGUUGGGACUCUUAGGAAGCUGUUUGAAAGAUUAAGAAAGUUCCAGUUGAAGCUUAACCCGGCCAAAUGUACGUUUGCGGCUACCUCAGGAAAACUGCUAGGUUUCAUUGUUAGUGAAAGAGGUAUCGAGGUUGAUCCAGAUAAGAUAAAAGCUAUACAAGAAUUGCCUCCCCCGCGCACACAAAAAGAAGUCAGAGGAUUUUUAGGAAGGUUGAAUUACAUUGCUCGAUUCAUUGCCCAACUUACGAAUCAGUGUGAUCCAAUUUUUCGACUCCUUCGAAAGUAUAACCUGGGAGAAUGGAACGAGAAGUGCCAAGUGGCCUUCGAUAAAAUAAAAUGGUAUUUGUCUAAUCCUCCUGUGCUAGUACCACCGACCCUUGGAAAACCCUUAAUAUUGUACCUAACCGUGUUUGAGAACUCAAUGGGUUGUGUAUUGGGGCAACAUGAUGAGUCAGGGAGAAGAGAAAAAGCAAUUUACUACCUCAGCAAGAAGUUCACAGAAUAUGAGGCAAAGUACCCUUUAAUUGAGAAGUUUUGUUGGAGGAUGGCCCGAUGGCAGAUCCUAUUGACUGAGUAUGACAUUGUAUAUGUGAGCCAAAAGUCGAUAAAGGGAAGCGCAAUAGCUGACUUCUUGGCAAGCCGAACAAUGGAGGAAUACGAGCAUUUGAGAUUUGAGUUCCCAGAUGAAGAUUUGAUGUGCAUUUCAAAAAAAGAAGGCGAGUCAUCAAAAGAGAAGUCAUGGAAGAUGAGCUUUGAUGGUGCAUCAAACGCAUUGGGGCAUGGGAUCGGAGCAGUCUUAGUGUCGCCUGAAGGGAACCAUUACCCGCUUACUGCCAGAUUAAAUUUCUUCUGUACAAAUAAUAUAGCGGAAUAUGAAGCUUGCAUCAUGGGACUUCGUGUAGCUAUCGAGAGGAAAAUUAAAAUUUUAGAGGUACACGGGGACUCAGCAUUAGUCAUUUACCAAAUUCGUGGAGAUUGGGAAGUGAGAGAUUCGAAAUUAGUCAAAUAUCACGAUCUCGUUGUAGAGCUAAUCAAGGAAUUUUAUGAAGUGACUUUUAACUACUUUCCACGGGAAGAGAAUCAAUUGGCUGAUGCUCUGGCCACCUUGGCUUCGAUGUUCAAAGCAAACAGAGAAACAGAUAUAAUGCCCAUCCAAAUGAGUAUAUAUGAGACCCCUGCACACUGUUGUAGUAUUGAGGAGGAGUCAGAUGGACGACCAUGGUUCCAUGAUAUCUUGGAGUAUAUCAAGAAUCAAAGGUACCCCGAGCAAGCAAAUGAGAAUGACAAAAGAACAAUCAGGAGAAUAUCGAUUAGAUUUGUUCUUGAUGGGGAUAUUCUAUACAAAAGAGGAAAAGAUCAAGUGCUCUUGAGAUGCGUGGACGCUGUUGAAGCCAGAAAGAUACUUGAGGAGGUUCAUGAAGGAAUUUGUGGAACACAUGCCAGUGGUUUCACUAUGGCCAGGCAGAUUAUGAGACUUGGUUAUUAUUGGCUGACGAUGGAAAGCGAUUGCAUUGGCUACGCACGAAAGUGCCACAAAUGUCAAAUUUAUGGCGAUAAAAUUCAUGCAGCUCCAUCGCCCCUUCAUAUAAAACAUCAUAAUUCUUCGCCCUAUCGCCCGAAGAUGAACGGAGCAGUAGAAGCGGAUAAUAAGAACAUUAAGAAGAUUCUUGGGAAGAUGACUGAGACAUAUAAAGACUGGCACGAGAAGCUACCAUUCGCUUUGUACGCAUAUCGCACCUCUGUAUGGACUUCUACAGGGGCAACUCCUUUUUCUCUUGUAUACGGAAUGGAGGCCGUUCUGCCUAUCGAAGUAGAGAUCCCAUCCCUGCGCGUCUUGAUGGAGACAAAGUUAGAAGAAUCAGAGUGGGUUCGAGCUCGAUAUGAUCAGCUAAACCUUAUUGAAGGGAAACGCUUGAAGGCAAUUUGUCAUGUACAGAUGUACCAAAAGAGAAUGAUCACGGCCCAUGAUAAAAAGGUACGGCCAAGAGAAUUUCGUGAAGGAGAGCUCGUUUUAAGAAAGAUCCUCCCGAUACAAAAGGACUUUCGAGGAAAAUGGUCACCAAAUUGGGAAGGGCCAUACGUUGUAAAAAAUGCAUUCUCAAGAGGGGCUCUGAUUCUCACUGAGAUGGACGGGAAAGAAUUACCUAAUCCAGUGAACUCAGAUGCUGUGAAGAAAUAUUAUGCCUAA
Molecule: messenger RNA, 2220 nt
Organism: Gossypium raimondii (Peruvian cotton)
Lineage: Eukaryota; Viridiplantae; Streptophyta; Magnoliopsida; Malvales; Malvaceae
Exons: 3
Coding region: 1-2220 (739 amino acids)
Molecular function (GO): RNA-DNA hybrid ribonuclease activity; nucleic acid binding
Source: RefSeq, a predicted model, not a curated record